AUGCAAGAGGCUUUUGUCAUUCUCGAUGCAUGCGACGAGGUUCCGAUUCUGUCGGAACGUCGCAAUGAAACUCACAUGCUAGGGGACUCGAUGACUGUCAACCGCAGUCGCUUGGAGCUGAAUCACGGCUGGAUUCAUCAACAGCGUCAGCACAAGAGAACGGAGCUAUCACAAUUACAGAUGCAAUCGCAACGAAUGGAUAUGUACUUCUCACGGUUGACAAUAGAUCGUGGCAAGAGAGACUCAAAAAGGACUCGAGUGAGUCCUGCUACCCUUCAUAUGCAGGAGCUGCAGGAACCUGAUGCAGAGCUUUUUAAUUUGUCGCUUCAAAAGUCGCCCACACAUGACAAGUAUCGCUUGCAUCCAGCACUUAGAAAGGAGCAGUCGAUGGAGACAGUGUCGCUGUCGAGAUCAACAGUACUUAGCUCGGAACACUCGGGUGUAUAUGAUUGCAGUCCGUCGGUGCUGCAAAAUGACCCCGUGGCUGCUCGAAGAGAAAUUAUGACGCGUAUGGACGAUAUGUAUACGGAAGCCAAGGCAUUAAUUAAUCCAUACACAGGAGCUGCAGCGUCGUUGCCAGCACUCAGUUGCCACUACAAUGUCACAUUGGACCCGAAAAAAGGUCCGAUUUCAUUGUUAACAUCUGAGACACCAUUAGGUUGCAGUUUGGAUCUAGCAAGAGAAUUACUAUCAGCGAUCAUCCCCAUUUCAGAUUCAUUCCAGCUAGCCUUAAAUACUCGGGCUACAAGGUCGCAUGCAGAUGGUGAGACGAAGAAUUCGAUAGAAGUCGGAGGCUCAGAUGUAACUGGGCAUCCAGACGGUCUCGGACUCACAAGGCGACACACGCAAAAAGACAGCGAAAUUUCUAUUUGGGCGGCCAUCUCUUUUCACCAAAGUGGUAAAAUCUUGUUUCGAGAAAGUUUAUGGAUGGCUGCAACUAAUUCAGCACAGUCGGUAUCUGAUGAAUCUGUCGUUCGCGUCAACUAUCGCUUAAGUGCUGAAAAAGCGGAAGGUUGUACUUUGAUUGAUGGUGAACACAUUGACCAUAUUCGUAAUCAAGCUAUCGAGGCAAUCGGAGCAAAGAUGAAGAAAAAUCAUCAUAUGCUUCAAAUGAAAAUGUUGAUCGAAACGGGAAGAUCGGACAUGGCCAGCUUGAUAACGUAA
Plasmopara halstedii is the source of this 1164-nucleotide messenger RNA. RefSeq lists its product as uncharacterized. The record is from RefSeq and is a predicted model, not a curated record. Lineage: Eukaryota; Oomycota; Peronosporomycetes; Peronosporales; Peronosporaceae. The coding region runs from base 1 to 1164 and encodes 387 amino acids. The transcript is spliced from 3 exons.